UGAGUGGUCCUCUUUAAUCAGCGGCUGUGGGGAGGCGGGUCGAGGUGCUGACUGUAAUGCGAUAGCUGCUCCGCUCUAACGUUAUUACAUACACAUGCUGGCUGCCUGCGCUCUCGCUGCUGGAACACGGAGCCUUCAAAACUCAAGCCAGAAUAGUCCGAUCAGAGCAGAGGGAAGGAGCUGUGUGCCUGGACUAGCGGAGAGAGAACGGAGUGUUACCGGUUAUAACGCUCUGGGUAAUAACGGCAAUACGGACCGUUUUGGUUUGCGUUCUAUGAAAGAUCGUUUUUACCGACGGGCCUUGGAUAGUUGGACUAUUUCGUUUUUUUUACCAAACCCCCGUUUUUUGGGGGGGGACAAGUAAAUGCACUGGAGGGAGAAAGUCAAAGGAAAUACAAAACAAAUAUCUUCUCACUGGUUUGGAGGCAACCAAAACACUUACUUCAGAUAUCUGCUAGAGAAAGCACCAAUUCCGUGGACUAAAAACCGCUACGGACUUCUGAAUGAUUUCAUACAGAUUUUUUAUUUAAUUUAAUUUUCCAUCAUUUCUUUGUAAUAGAAUAUUAUCUGGAUGGAAUUUAUGUUUUAUUUAUUUUUUUCUCGUUAUUUUGAACGCCGCAGUGGCCAGAAUGGUUUUGAAUCUUUUAAAUUAUUGAAUUGAAAUAACGGGGCAGAAAAUAUUAUUCAUUUAAAAAAAGAAGAAACAAAAGAAGUGUUAAGCGGGAAUUGAUAUCGCCGUUGUGUUGAACACCGAACCACAGACCAACGUCUUCCCGGUGGAGGCGCGUGUUACCGUGACCGGAGAAAACAGUUUGCGCGAGGAAGAAGACUUUCACCGCGAGUUCUUGUCUCCGGGAUUGGGAAGGGUAAAACUUCACCUCGGAAAAUGGAUAUAUUACCGUGGCUCUGUGGAUGUUUACUGGCCGUUUGUUUACCACAAAUAGUUAUCGGUGAAGAAGGUGAGGCGUGUGGCGGACAUUUUGAUGCCAGCAACGCCGGGUACAUCACCACCCCAGGGUACCCUCUGGAGUAUCCCCCUCAUCAGAGCUGUCGCUGGGUCGUCACCGCCCCAGAACCUUCCCAGCGUAUCGUCCUCAACUUCAACCCCCACUUUGAACUGGAGAAGCUAGACUGCAGAUAUGACUUCAUAGAGAUCCGUGAUGGAAACAGUGAGAAUGGAGAUCUGUUGGGUAAACACUGCAGCAACAUCGCCCCUCCAGCCAUCAUCUCCUCCGGCCCCGUGCUCCACAUCAAGUUUGUCUCUGACUACGCUCACCAAGGAGCUGGUUUUUCACUGCGCUACGAGAUCUUCAAAACUGGUUCAGACUGCUCCCGUAACUUCACCAGUCAGAACGGGAUCAUUGAGUCUCCGGGGUUCCCUGAUAAAUACCCUCAUAACCUGGAGUGUUCCUUUAUUAUCAUCGUGCCCCCGGCCAUGGACGUGGCCCUGACCUUCCUGACCUUUGACCUGGAGAACGACCCCCUCCCCGGGGGAGAGGGAGACUGCAAGUACGACUGGUUGGAGGUCUGGGACGGUCUGCCACAGGUGGGGCCUCUGAUAGGACGUUACUGUGGAACUAAGAUCCCUCCUGAAAUCACAUCAUCUACAGGUAUCCUGUCUCUGUCCUUCCACACGGACAUGGCCGUGGCCAAAGAUGGCUUCUCUGCUCGCUACAACAUGACACACAAAGAAGUCAGCGACACCUUCCAUUGCAGUAACGCGUUAGGUCUGGAGUCAGGGAAGAUCUCUGACGACCAGAUCACUGCCUCCUCUUCCUUCUAUGACAACACAUGGUUGCCACGGCAGGCCCGCCUUAACAACGGCAACAACGCGUGGACGCCCAACGAGGACAGCAACAAGGAGUACAUCCAGGUGGAUCUCCAUGUCCUGAAGGUGUUGACGGGUAUCUCUACCCAGGGAGCGGUGUCCAAGGAGACCCAGAAGUCCUACUACGUCACCACCUUUAAGCUGGAGGUCAGCACCAACGGAGAGGACUGGAUGGUCUACCGAUACGGCAAGAACCACAAGAUUUUCAAUGCCAACACAGACUCUACUGAGGUGGUUCUGAACCGGAUCCCCCAGCCUGUUCUGGCCCGCUUCGUACGUAUCAGACCCCAGGCCUGGAAGACAGGCAUCGCCCUGCGCUUCGAACUCUACGGGUGCCAGAUCACUGACGCUCCAUGUUCUGAGAUGCAGGGGAUGCUGUCCGGCCUGCUGCCCGACUCCCAGAUCACAGCGUCAUCCCUGAGGGAUAUCCACGGCUCCAUGGGGACGGCCAGGCUGGUAGCCAGCAGGUCAGGAUGGUUCCCCAGCUCAACACAGCCUCUGGCCGGGGAGGAGUGGCUCCAGGUGGACUUGGGGGUCCCUAAGACAGUACGAGGCGUCAUCACUCAGGGGGCGAGGAGCGUGGAGGGGAGUACCUUGGCUGAGAACAGGGCCUUCGUCAGGAAGUACCGCGUGUCUCACAGCCUGACGGGAAAGGACUGGACUUUUAUACUGGACAGAAAGACCAACCAUCCUAAGAUCUUCGAGGGCAACACACACUACGACACUCCAGAGAUCCGUCGGUUUGAGGAGAUGCCGGCUCAGUUCAUCAGGAUCUACCCAGAGAGGUGGUCUCCCGUCGGGAUUGGGAUGAGGCUGGAGGUGCUGGGAUGUGAACUGCCAGAAAUGACUACUCUUCCAGACACUGCCACAACCCCACUGCCUAGACUAGAGGAGACCACCGCUGCCUUGAGAGGACCAGGCACUACUGUGUGGUCUCUGGGUGGUCUGUGUGACUUUGAGUCCAGUCUGUGUGGCUGGAUCCCAGACAGCAUGUCAGAGCUGAGCUGGUCUCUCCACAGCGGCAGCCUCUCGUCUGGUCUAACACCCAGUCUGGAUCUACCUCUCUCUCUGCCCAAAGACGACGUGGGCAACUUCCUCCACAUCGAGGCCAGCCCCAGGACAGAGAGGCAGCGAGCCCGUCUGGUGAGCCCCGCUGUGGGGCCUGAGAGAGGGCCGCUGUGCCUGCUCUUCAACUACCAGCUCCAGGGGCCCGAGAACCAGGGCCUGGGGUCCCUCAGGAUCCUCAUCAGAGACAACGACCGGGAGGAGACUCUGCUCUGGGCCCUCAGAGGAGACCAGGGAUCCGUGUGGAAGGAGGGUCGCACCAUCCUGCCCCAGUCACCCAAAGAGUACCAGGUGGUGAUUGAGGGCUUCUUUGAGCACAGCAACCGAGGACACAUCUGGAUCGACAACAUCCACAUGAGCUCCAGUACUGAGCUGGAACAGUGCACCCAACCAUUCGCUGCAUUCCCUCCUGACAUGACUGGGGGAGCUCUUCCUGGUGCCAGUGAGCCCACAGUAGACACAGAGGUGUCAGUGCAGCCCAUCCCCCCCUUCUGGUAUUAUGUAAUGGCCGGCGUUGGGGCUCUGUUGCUCCUGGCAUCAUUCACUCUGGUCGUGGUUCUCUGUUGUCACCGCUAUCAACUAGCAGCCAAGAAGAACAGCCAGCACUCAGUGUCCUACCAGAGUGCCCACUACCACAGCUCUCACUACGGCCCUGGGCCUAACCACAACCACUAUCCCGGGCCUGGGGGGGUUAUGUCGACCCACUACCCCGACAGAGGGCCUCUGUCUGGGUUGGGGCUGGCAGGACCCUCCGCACCUCCAAUGGAGCCCAUGCUGUCUAUCAGGCUGGAGAAGGAGGAUGAGCAUCGAGGCUCCCAGUGCUGACUAUGUUUGACACAGAGACAGACAGACAGAGAGACAGUACUGUGACUGGGCGGGCUGAACCAGACGGAACACCUGCCCUCAGAUAUCUAUAGACACCCUCAGAUGAUGUCAUGACGGAUCGAUCUGGUCCGACUGGGCCUCUGUUUGGGAAUCUGCUGUCUCUGAAGGAAAAUUUAAAUUUAAAAAAACAACAACAUUAAGAGCAAAAAAAAAAGUGCAGAAAAGGCACCGAAGUUUCCUUCUGUCGAUGAUAUUGUCGGUUCCUCUUCCUCUGCUGCUUUGUGGCUUUAAGACGAGGAGGGUUUGCUGUGAUGAUGUGCUUCCUGUUUCAUUGAUCUUGUUUACGUCCAAAACGUCCAGCCAGAACCCUUAGUGGCGGGGCCCCGACUCCCACAAAGGGUUUCUGGGAAAGAUGGGAUUCGGAAUAUGAGUCUACGUCUCAAUUGGCACCCUAUUCCCUAUAUAGUGCACCAUGGGCCCUGGUCUAAACUAGUGUGCUGUAUAGGGGUAGGUGGCCAUUUGGGACGGCCCUUAGUCUUUCAGUGGGGAGUUAAACCUUUGAUUGAACAGUCCAGAGGAGAGGACACUCUUAUAGCGGUGCCAAGAUGCUGUAGGGAGGAGACGCGGAAACCGAGACAGAGAUAGAGUGGGUGAGAGAGGAGAGGGGAGUGGAGCCUGGAUAGUCAGAGGGAGUUGUUUCCACGUGUAGAGCACCUCUGAUAUUUACAACAGGAGAGGUGCUCUCUUCACGUAUACACAGAGAGAGAGAGACAGAGAGAGAGAGAGAGACAGAGAGAGAGAGAUCUGCUGCUCUUGAAGAAGGAGUCAGGAGAGAGAGAGGUAUGUCGGUAUGACAUAUCUCUAUUUUGUUUGACCUCCCUCCUGACUGUGGAGAGAACUCUGGUCCAUGUUUCAGUUUGCUUGGAUGAUGGACUUGCUUGUGUCUGUUUAGAUAUAUUAUAAACUAAUGUUUUAUUUCCUUUAUGAAGGACUGAAGCGAUGGAGACAAUCCUGUACUAACUGCAUAGGCGCACCUAUCAAUGGAGACAAUAUUUGUUUUCUUACUAUAUGCAACAGUCUUCUGAAGCUACCUUAGACAGCCUAUACCCUCUGAAACAACCUAUACCCUGUGAGACAACUUAUACCCUGUGAGACAGACUAUACCCUGUGAGACAGCCUAUACCCUCUGAAACAACCUAUACCCUGUGAGACAGACUAUACCCUGUGAGACAGACUAUACCCUGUGAGACAGCCUAUACCCUCUGAAACAACCUAUACCCUGUGAGACAGACUAUACCCUGUGAGACAGACUAUACCCUGUGAGACAGACUAUACCCUGUGAGACAGACUAUACCCUCUGAAACAACCUACACCCUGUGAGACAACUUAUACCCUGUGAGACAGACUAUACCCUGUGAGACAACUUAUACCCUGUGAGACAGACUAUACCCUGUGAGACAACUUAAAACCCUGUGAGACAUCCUAUACCCUGUGAGACAGACUAUACCCUCUGAAACAACCUAUACCCUGUGAGACAGACUAUACCCUGUGAGACAACUUAAAACCCUGUGAGACAACUUAUACCCUGUGAGACAACCUAUAGCCUCUGAGACAGACUAUGCCCUGUGAGACAACCUAUACCCUCUGAGACAACCUAUAUCAUGUGAGACAGACUAUACCCUCUGAGACAACCUAUACCCUCUGAGACAACCUAUACCCUCUGAGACAGACUAUAGCCUCUGAGACAACCUAUACCCUCUGAGAUAGACUAUACCAUCUGAGACAGACUAUACCCUCUGAGACAACUUACACCCUCUGAGACAGACUAUACCCUCUGAGGCAACCUAUACCCUCUGAGACAAACUAUACCCUGUCUGACAACCUAUACCCUGUGAGACAGACUAUACACUCUGAGACAACAUAUACCCUCUGAGACAGACUAUACCCUGUGAGACAACCUAUACCUUGUGAGACAGACUAUACUAUCUGAGACAACCUAUACCCUCUGAGACAACCUAUACCCUUUGAGACAGAUUAUACCCUCUGAGAUAACCUAUACCCUGUGAGACAACCUAUACCCUCUGAGACAACCUAUACCCUCUGAGACAGACUAUGCCCUGUGAGACAACCUAUACCAUGUGAGACAGAUUAUACCCUCUGAGACAACCUAUACCCUCUGAGACAACCUAUACCCUCUGAGAUAACCUAUACCAUGUGAGACAGACUAUACCCUCUGAGACAACCUAUACCCUGUGAGACAACCUAUACCCUGUGAGACAGCCUAUACCCUGUGAGACCACCUAUACCCUAUGAGACAGUCAGACCCUCCAUCCCUCCAUCCUCUUUACAUUGGCCUUAAAUCUGGGAGGGUACAGGGCUCAUCAGAGUAACAAAUGAACCUAUUUUACUAUGACAUGGUCCCUCACACUGCUCUUUAACAUUACUGUUUUACAUUUGUUCAUUUGUUUUUAUCAGUUGAUGUGUUGUUCUCAGCAGACGAAGCUGGUCAAAUGAUGUCCUUUCCACCAGCUUGGCCCACUGGGUUGAUAUUUUACUAAUUGAAAACAUACAGUACUAGUCAAAGGUGUGAACACACCUACUCAUUCAAGGGUUUUUCUUUAUUUUUUU
This is a messenger RNA of Oncorhynchus tshawytscha (Chinook salmon), 6346 nucleotides long. It is a transcript of the gene nrp2b, whose product is annotated as neuropilin 2b. Gene Ontology annotation, cellular component: membrane. The record is from RefSeq and is a predicted model, not a curated record. Gene Ontology annotation, biological process: axon guidance; vascular endothelial growth factor signaling pathway; angiogenesis. The transcript is spliced from 17 exons. NCBI's taxonomy places the organism in Eukaryota, Metazoa, Chordata, Actinopteri, Salmoniformes, Salmonidae. Gene Ontology annotation, molecular function: semaphorin receptor activity; vascular endothelial growth factor receptor activity. Bases 887 to 3718 code for a protein of 943 amino acids.